GAGAAGCGUAACAUCCACUGUUACUUGGAUGAAGAUUCUGGGAUGUGGGUGAAAAUGCCGGUAUCAUGGGAGCAACACACCGACUUCAUUAAACCACUGAUUGCAGAGACCCAGCAAUCCGUGCCAAUGUGGAAGGACAAGUACGACAUCGUCGCAGCGCUGCGGAGAGCAAACUACGAUCCGGAUGACGCCAUCUCCACGUUCUUUGCUGGGGAUACGGGAGUGAUGGACAGCCCCGACCGACUGACCGGCGUCAGCACCAAGCUCAUCAAGGAGAAGGACGAAAAGAUCUCUGUGCUGCAGGAAAAGUAUACAAAAGUGCAAAAAUCCCACAAGGAUUGGCACCAGAAUAAAAAGCUGCAAGGAGAAGUGGACAAAAUGAAAAGCCGAGAUUAUUCUAUUGUUUUGUCACAGUUGGAACAGCUUCGUGAGCAGUGCUCUACGCUGGAGGUGGAGGCUAGGAAGACGGCAAGCCUUAGACUGGCCGCCAUGCAGCAGGAGAGACCGCGGACUGGCAGGCCGGUCACAGCCAGACGCAGGGCUCCUACUCCGGAUAUUGAAACAGCUGAGCCAGACACAGAUCCCGACUCCACUUUUGACGAUUCCCCUCAGCAUGCCCUGUCUACCCCGCAGCCAACAAUAGUGGUAGAGCCCCAGGGUCCUACCAUUGAUACAGACCUAUUGAUCAGUGUGAAUCGGGCUGCCAAGGAGCUGGACAAGUCCAAGUUGACACUGAAGAAGGUGGUGAAGCAGGGCUUUGAGGAUUUGAAGGACCUGGUUGCAGCCGCCUUGUCGGGCCUGUCCAAGAUGAAGAACAUGGACUCCAGCACAUCACAGGAGCUACAGGAUCUCAAGGUGCUAUACAAGAAGGAGUGUCUACAGAGGAAAUUACUCUACAACCAGCUGCAAGAGCUGCGUGGGAACAUCCGUGUGUUCUGCAGGGUGCGCUACGACUCCCGCACCGAUUGCUGCGUGGACUUCCCUGAUGAUCAGAAAAUCUGCGGCACCAACCCAGCCGGCAAGAAGAUGAUGUACAGCUUUGAUAAAGUCUUCACUCCAACCUCCAAGCAAACAGAGGUCUUUGAAUUGGCCCUGCCUAUCAUCACUUCCUGCGUGGACGGUUACAACAUCUGCAUCAUGGCUUACGGCCAGACAGGCUCCGGGAAGACCUUCACCAUGAUGGGGACCAAGGAUGACCCGGGGGUCAACGUACGCUCCAUCCGAGAACUGCUGAAGAUCUGCAAGGAGAGAGACCAGGUGUCCUACACACUGAAGGUGUCAAUGCUGGAGGUUUACAACGAGGCACUGCAGGACCUCCUGUGCGAGGAAGGCGACAGGAAGAAACUGGACAUCAAGAUGCAAGGCAAGAGGCUGCUGGUCCAGGACCUGACGGAGUUCGAAGUCCGGGAGGAAGGGGACAUCACAAGGGUCAUGGAGAUGGGAGAUGCCAAUCGGACCGUUGCCGCGACCAAGAUGAACUCAACAAGCUCUCGUUCCCACUUGCUGCUGAUCCUGAACGUGGAGGGCGUGGACAAGGUUUCCAAGGCAACCAGCUACGGCUCCCUCAUGCUGGUUGACCUGGCCGGUUCUGAGCGAAUCGCCAAGACCGGGGCCACAGGACAAACUCUUGUUGAAGCGGCUGCUAUCAACAAAUCCCUCACCUCAUUGGGCCAGGUGUUUAAUGGACUCAGAACGAGCGCUCUGCACAUCCCCUAUAGGAACUCCAAGCUGACUCACUUGCUGCAACAAGCCCUGGGCGGAGACGCCAAGGCCUGUCUUUUUGUCAACGUGAGCCCCGACGUCAACAACAUCAGCGAGACACUGAGCACGCUCCAGUUUGGCGCCAACGCUAAGCAGGUGUCACUAGGACAGGCCACAAAGAACGUCUCCAAAGGCGGACCGAAGAAAUGAGCCAGAGGUCAUGG
This is a messenger RNA of Patiria miniata (bat star), 1925 nucleotides long. Its product is annotated as kinesin-like protein KIFC3. NCBI's taxonomy places the organism in Eukaryota, Metazoa, Echinodermata, Asteroidea, Valvatida, Asterinidae. Gene Ontology annotation, biological process: microtubule-based movement. The record is from RefSeq and is a predicted model, not a curated record. Gene Ontology annotation, molecular function: ATP binding; microtubule binding; microtubule motor activity.